AUGAAGCCGACGCUUAGACGAGCUCCACGUGAGGCUGGUUCGCGGUUGUUUCGGACCGAUGAGGCAAGCGCUGGCGACGGGGAGGCGCGCGCGGGCGUGGGCGGGCUGGGGUCCGUGAGAUCGACGUUCCGGGCGCUGCAUAUCGUGCUGAGGGGGUCGUGUCGGCGUUGGGAGCGUGCAGAGGCAUCCGAUGAAGCCGACGCUUAG
Molecule: messenger RNA, 207 nt
Organism: Phytophthora sojae
Lineage: Eukaryota; Oomycota; Peronosporomycetes; Peronosporales; Peronosporaceae
Exons: 2
Coding region: 1-207 (68 amino acids)
Source: RefSeq, a predicted model, not a curated record